AUGCCAUCCCCUAGCGAUAUCCUCUCCGACCCGGACAUCAGCAAGGCUUACGAGGAUGUGAGGAGCGACAAAUCCGAGACUACGUGGCUUGUCCUCAAGUAUGAAUCUGCCACAAAGGACAACUUAAAGCUAGCCAGUAGCGGUACCGGCGACAUUGCAGAGAUGGUUGAGACCUUUGGGGACGACGAGGCAGCGUACGGCUACGUGCGCAUGAAGCUGGGCAACGACGAGUAUUCGGAACGUGUUAAAUUUGCGUUCGUUGUCUGGGCGGGCCCUAAUACUAAGAUUAUGCGGAAGGCCAAGAUGAGCUUCCAGAGCGGGCAAGUCAAGCAAGUCAUCCGAACAUACGCGGUGGAGAUCCAAACAAGCGACAAGAGAGAGCUGGAGGCAGACGCAGUCACCAUGAAGCUGCGAAAGGCCAUGGGUGCUAAUUACGAUCGACAAGGCUCGAGCUACUAA
This is a messenger RNA of Ascochyta rabiei, 459 nucleotides long. RefSeq lists its product as uncharacterized. The record is from RefSeq and is a predicted model, not a curated record. Gene Ontology annotation, biological process: regulation of actin filament polymerization. The transcript is spliced from 3 exons. Gene Ontology annotation, molecular function: actin filament binding. Gene Ontology annotation, cellular component: cortical actin cytoskeleton; actin filament; plasma membrane. The coding region runs from base 1 to 459 and encodes 152 amino acids. Lineage: Eukaryota; Fungi; Ascomycota; Dothideomycetes; Pleosporales; Didymellaceae.